Arvicola amphibius (Eurasian water vole) is the source of this 546-nucleotide messenger RNA. Its product is annotated as olfactory receptor 7D4-like. The record is from RefSeq and is a predicted model, not a curated record. NCBI's taxonomy places the organism in Eukaryota, Metazoa, Chordata, Mammalia, Rodentia, Cricetidae. The transcript is spliced from 2 exons. Gene Ontology annotation, molecular function: G protein-coupled receptor activity; olfactory receptor activity. Gene Ontology annotation, biological process: G protein-coupled receptor signaling pathway. Bases 1 to 546 code for a protein of 181 amino acids. Gene Ontology annotation, cellular component: membrane.
AUGUACCUCUUGGCACUGUGUGGAAACCUGCUCAUCAUCCUGACAGUAAGCUCUGACUACCAUCUUCACACACCCAUGUACUUUUUCCUCUUCAACCUGUCCAUAGUUGAUAUUGGUUUCAUAUCCACAACUGUUCCAAGGGUAAUUAUGGACAUCCAAACUCACUGCCAAGUCAUCUCUUACGUGGGCUGCCUGACACAGAUGUCACUGUUUAUAAUUUUUGGAUGUAUGGAUAGCAUGCUUCUGACUGUGAUGGCAUAUGACCGGUUUCUGGCCAUCUGCUACCCUCUUCAUUACCAGGUUGUCAUGAAUCCUAGUCGCUGUGGUGUCUUACUUCUAGGGUCUUAUUUGUCCAUUGUUUGCCUGUUUUAUGGGACAGGGCUAGGAGUGUACUUUAGCAACUCUCUGUCACAUUCUCCAGGAAGUAAUGCAGUGGCCUCAGUAAUGUACACUGUAGUCACACCUAUGAUGAAUCCCUUCAUCUAUAGCCUGAGGAACAAGGACAUUAAAACUGCCUUAAGGAAGAUUCCUAGCAGAACAUUCUAG